AUGGACAUAUUGAUUAUUGUUUGGAUUGUUUAUGGUGUAAUUUCGGUAUUGCUCAUGUUAUGUUUUAUCGUGGUUUUUGGCGCGAAUAAGAGAUUUGAUAAUUCGUUUUAUCGUGUGGUGCAGUGCGAUCAAAUCAUGGUAAGAUUUAUAGAAAAUUGUAGAUCAAACAAUUUUACGACCGAGAUAUGUAGAGGCAUUUGAUAUCACCCCACAAACUUUCAUACAGAACCUCUGCUGCUACCUCAAUUCCUGGAUCCAUCGUCUCGCUCAACGUCCACAAACUGGCUACCUCCUUCAAAAUUUCCCACCAAUCAUUUUCACCAUCACCGCCUACACAACCUUCUUUUUCUUCCAAACCCAAAGCGCCAGUAUUAUUCUACUCUGUUUCUACCGUUACAGUCUUCUGAAAUUUGAAAAUGCCAACAAGUUCUGGAAAAAAUGGUGUAUUUUGGUGUACUUCGGGGUGAUUUUAUUAUACUCCAUAGUUUUAAUGCUACCAAUUUUUGCUGCAUUUCACCCGCUGGUUUAUGAUGGAGCAGUGGGAUUUUUCGUCGAUGCACCGGAAUUCGCGGAGUAUCGUUAUACCUACGGUGCAUAUUUGUGGUUUUGCUGUGUGACAUAUUUCAUAAUUAUCAUAACUCUGGGUUUGCGCACAGUUUUCGAGCUGCGCAAACGAUUUGCACAACAUCAGAAUGACUCCAGAACUCGGGAUGUGCUUAUGAGAAUUACGAUAAUUGUGGCAAUUAAUACUGUGGUUUAUAUGUUGAUUAUUUGGUGGAUGCUUACUAUUGGCAUUUUUGUGCCGGAUAUUGAUCGGGUUUUGCAGAAUGAAUUGGUGAUGACAGUUUCGGAUACGGUGGGUUUUGUUUGGUUUUCUCUAUAGCCUUCUCUAAUCGUCUAGUUGUCUAGAACCUCUCCAAAUAUCUUUAUAAUUUAUUAAUUAUAUAUAUAUAUAUAUAUUUCAGCUCAGCUUCAGUAUGCCCUACACUCUACUUUUAUGCGAUAAAAAAGUGCAAGAAAUGAUAUCGCAAAAAAUUCCGAUAUUCUACAGGAAUCCUAGUAGCGUUGUUGCACCAAUCUCAUAA
Messenger RNA from Caenorhabditis angaria, 1085 nucleotides. NCBI's taxonomy places the organism in Eukaryota, Metazoa, Nematoda, Chromadorea, Rhabditida, Rhabditidae. The record is from the annotation of a GenBank genome assembly.